Messenger RNA from Musca vetustissima, 351 nucleotides. RefSeq names its product biogenesis of lysosome-related organelles complex 1 subunit 6-like. Gene Ontology annotation, cellular component: transport vesicle; BLOC-1 complex; extrinsic component of membrane. Lineage: Eukaryota; Metazoa; Arthropoda; Insecta; Diptera; Muscidae. The transcript is spliced from 4 exons. The annotation marks the transcript as partial. The record is from RefSeq and is a predicted model, not a curated record. Gene Ontology annotation, biological process: intracellular transport.
AUGUUGAAGAGCAAUAACUUUAAUAGUCAACCUACAACCACCCAUAAUAAUGGCAAACAUUCAACUACUACUACAGAUGAACCAACAACCUCCUUAGCUGCUGCACAAUUAACAGCGGGUUUUAUGCAAGCAUAUUCCCCACCUCUGGCCAAGGCAAGAACACAGCUCAAGGAGUUAAUAGGCAAACAAAACAAAAUCUAUAUAGAUUUGUCAGCGGAAAAAUUCAAGCUGGACAAUGGUGAAGUUGCCAAACUGCAUGAUAUGAUGACUGAUGUCAAGUUGUAUCGUGAAAAAUUAUUGAAAAUUAAAAAACAAAUGCAAAAUAUUUAUCAGAGGACCAAAGUACUAAAG